AUGAUAGCCGGUACUACUACUGUUGGUGGUGGUAAUCAAGGAGUAGGCAUAAAGUCAGAGAGUAUACGACUAUCAGCAUUUCUUUUAGAUUGCCUUGCAGUUGGUUGUUUAAAGGGAUUUAAACGUUUUGAGUUAUAUUUAAGAGGUAGAGAAGAACUUUUAUUAAGGGUUUAUAUAGUUCAUCAGAGUACUAAUGGUAGUAGCAUUGUUGAUGGAAAUGAAAAAACAAGUUCUACAAUAUAUGAAAGUAGCAGAAUAAAAUAUAAUUCUUUGUCACUUGCAAAAUCACAUCGUGAUGCAUUAUUUUCACCAAAAACACCUGAUAUACUUAAUUUAAUAUCAUCACCAUCCAGUCCACUAGAUAAUGAUCUAUCAAAAGAUGAAUCAAAUAUUGUAUUUCUUAUAGCUGGAUAUGCUAGAUACAAAUAUAUAAAAUUAUGGGACAUUAUAGAAGAAGUUAUAACAUUAAGUCUUAAUAUAGCACCAGAAAAUCCAUUUGAAAUAAAUCAUUCAUAUUAUGAUACAUUGCCAGUUGAAGAGUGUGCUGUUAGUACUGGUGCAAUGAUUGAUUUCUUACAAAAAGUAUACCUCAAAGACACAAAUUAUGCUAAUAAAGUGUUUGAAGAUAUUAAAUUACUUCAACAGAGACAUUUUGCAGCAUUUGACGAAAUGAAUGAUGCAUUAAAUGAUAACACACUAGAAAAAUCAAAUCCUUCUUCUGAAAGUUCAAAUAUAACAAAUUAA
Entrophospora sp. SA101 is the source of this 744-nucleotide messenger RNA. The record is from the annotation of a GenBank genome assembly. NCBI's taxonomy places the organism in Eukaryota, Fungi, Glomeromycota, Glomeromycetes, Entrophosporales, Entrophosporaceae.